UACAGCCCGGGAACCAAGACUCUUUCUGGCACGGGGGAGGAUGGUUCUCCACCCCCCACCCCCCAUGUCUCUGGUGAAGUCCAUCGAGUUAGCGCUGCCCAAGGACGCAGUCUACCUGGCCGGCUCCAGCAUAGACGGACAGGUGAUUCUAACGCUGUACAGCACCCUGGUGGAUCCCAUAGUAAAAGUGGAGCUUGUAGGAAGGGGUUACGUCGAGUGGAAUGAAGAGACUGGGCAGACCCGCGAUUACAGCAGAGAUGUUAUUUGUAACAACAAAGCAGACUACGUCCAUAAGACAAAGACAUUCCCAGUGGAGGAUAAUUGGUUAGGCGCAGGCAGCCACACCUUUGACUUCCAUUUCAGCUUACCUCCCAGGCUGCCGUCCACCUUUGCCAGCAAAACAGGGCACAUCUUCUAUUUUAUCCAAGCCUCCUGCAUGGGCCGGGAGCACAUCCUUGCGAGGAAAAGGGUGUAUUUGUUGGUUCAAGGGACUUCAGAUUUCCACCAGGAAAACGCGCUGCAGAAGCCUCUGCUGGUGCGGGUCGAGAAGAGGGUCUCCUACAACUGCUGCAGCAGGGGCACCGUGGGCCUGGCGGUGCACAUGGACAAGAACACCUUCACGCCGGGGGAGAAGGUGGCGUUCACCACGGAGAUCCACAACCAGACCGGCAAGUGCAUCCGGUCGGUGGUCUCGGCGCUCCACGCGCAUGUGCAGUACGAGGCCUUCACGCCCAGCGCCGAGCGCCGCUGCCGCACGGACAGCAGCCAGCUGCUGCGACAGGAGGCCAGCGCGCACAUCGCCGCCUUCACCACCACCAACGUCGUCAGCGCCUUCAGCCUCCCGCUGCUGCUGGCCGUGAGUGGCAGCGUCCCGCAGCAGGAGCUCAUGCACACGCGCUACGAGCUGGUGGUCACCGUGCCGCUGCCCUGGUCGCUGACCAGCGUCAAGGCCAGGGUGCCCAUCGUCGUCACCCGCAGCCCCGCGGACUCGGCCGGGAGUGUGAGCCCGAGCCGGGACCUCGGGGAGUAAGCGGACAGACUCCGGGACAGUAAAUUAAAU
Fukomys damarensis (Damara mole-rat) is the source of this 1060-nucleotide messenger RNA. RefSeq names its product arrestin domain containing 5 (gene Arrdc5). Gene Ontology annotation, cellular component: cytoplasm. The transcript has 3 exons. Gene Ontology annotation, biological process: protein transport. Bases 41 to 1030 code for a protein of 329 amino acids. The record is from RefSeq and is a predicted model, not a curated record. Lineage: Eukaryota; Metazoa; Chordata; Mammalia; Rodentia; Bathyergidae.